AUGACCAAUAGAAAAUCAACAACAAGUAACGAAUUGGAUGGUGCAAUAAAUACAUUUCCGUUUGCAGAAGAAGCAGAAGAUCGUCAACGUAUCAAUAUUCAAAACAUGCAAAAUGUUCUUCUUAUCUGGUUAGAUAGUAACAUUGAUGAGACAAAUGAUGAUUGUCAAAAUAUAAUCAAACAACUGCGACGGGCUAUCAACGACAUCAAUACAUUUACAGAUGGUGAUCAAUGUUUGGAAUUCAUUCAAACAAUCGUUAACAAAAAGGCAUGUAUGGUUAUAUCUGGAUCACUUGGAGAACAUAUCGUACCACGUGUGCACAAUAUGUCUCAAAUAGAUUCAAUUUUCAUUUUUUGUGACAACCAAAAAUAUCAUGAACGAUGGGCUACAGACUGGUCCAAAAUAAAGGGUGUCUACACAGAUAUUACAUCCAUCUGUGAAGCACUCAAGAAAGCUGCUCAUCAAUGUGAGCACAAUGCCAUUCCCAUGAGUUUCGUGAGAUCAAAUAAAAAGUUGGAUCAGUUAGAUCCUUCUUUUAUGUAUACUCAAAUCAUCAAAGAGAUAUUACUCAGCAUAAAAUUUGAACAAAAACACAUUCAAGAUUAUAUUAAUUACUGUCGCGAUGUUUUUGUUGACGAUGAAGAAGAAAUGGUUCAUAUUAAACAAUUUGAAGAUGAAUAUCACGACGAAUCACCAAUUUUCUGGUACACCUGUGACAUGUUCCUCUAUCCCAUGAUCAAUCGUGCAUUACGAUUGUUGGAUGGUGAUAUCAUUACACGGAUGGGCUUCUUCAUUGGUGAUUUGCAUAGAAAUAUUGAACAACUACACAAGGAACAAUAUGCUGGUAAAACUGCUGCUGACACCUUUACCCUUUAUCGUGGACAAGGUUUAUCUAAAGAGGAUUUUGAACAACUGAUGAAAGCUAAAGGUGGUCUUAUUUCAUUUAACAACUUCCUAUCUACCAGUGAAAACGUCAAAGUUUCACUAGGUUUUGCACAAAAUGCUACAAGAAAUCCAGAUCAAGUAGGAGUUCUUUUUAUCAUUCAGAUUAAUCCUGCUCAAUCAACAACACCCUUUGCUUCUAUUCAGAGUAUCAGUGCUAUGAGAAAAGAAAAGGAAGUCUUAUUUUCGAUGCAUAGCGUGUUUCGCAUCGUGACUACUAAACAGAUGGAUGGAAACAAUUGUUUAUAUGAAGUUAAGUUGACACUUACUACUGACAAUGAUUCAGAAUUGAACAGACUUACUGAUUACAUUCAACAAGAGUGUUAUCCAAAUGCAGAAGGAUGGCACAAAUUGGGUUCGGUAUUACGUAAAAUGGGUCAAUUAGACAAAGCUGAAGAUAUUUAUCAAGUUUUACUUGAUCAAACAGACAACGAUGAAGACAAGGCAUCUCUUUGUUGUCAACUUGGUUUAAUCAAAAAUGCUCAAGGAAAAUAUAGAGAAGCACUUUCAUUCCACGAAAAAGCCCUUGAAAUUCGACAACAAUCACUCUCUUCCAAUCAUCCUGAUUUGGGUGAGUCUUACAACAACAUUGGUGAAGUGUAUGACAACAUGAAUAAUUAUCCCAAAGCACUUUCAUUUUACGAAAAAGCGCUUGAAAUUCGACAGCAAUCACUUCCUUUCAAUCAUCCUGAUUUAGGUGAGUCCUUCAGCAACAUUGGUAAAGUACAUGCCGACAUGGGUAAUUAUCACGAAGCACUUUCUUACUAUGGGAAAGAUCUUGAAAUCAGUCAACAAUUACUUCCUCCCAAUCAUCCUAGUUUGGCUACUAUCUACAGCAACAUUGGCUCAGUGCAUAGACACAUUGGUAAUUAUCCGAAAGCACUUUCAUCUCAUGAAAAAGCCCUUGAAAUUAAACAGCAAUCACUUCCUCCCAAUCAUCCUGAUUUGGCUAUAACCUACAACAAUAUUGGUACGGUGUAUGAAAUAAUGGGUGAUUAUUCAAAAGCCCGUACAUUUUAUGAACACGCUGUGCAAAUUGGACAACUAUCAUUACCAUCAAAUCAUCCUCAUUUUCAAAUAUAUAGAAGGAGCCUCGAAGUUAUAAAAAACAAAUAA
Adineta steineri is the source of this 2058-nucleotide messenger RNA. NCBI's taxonomy places the organism in Eukaryota, Metazoa, Rotifera, Eurotatoria, Adinetida, Adinetidae. The record is from the annotation of a GenBank genome assembly.